AUGGUGGUGGUGUCGGUCGUGAUAGUACUGUUGCUCUCCCCUUUCGUGGCAUCAGGGAUGCUCCUCUUGGGCGAGCUUGUCGCCAAGGCCUCGGUUUCUGGUGCUUCAAGAACCUCUCCGCCGUUGUUGUCCUCCUGGCGAGGGUGUUGACGGCUGCCUCUCGUCGGUGCGAACGUUGCUGGUGCUGCAGCGAAAAUCUGUUCAUGGCCGCCGCCCUCGUUGCCUGUGUCGAUUUCCGGACUGCUUCUCCUCUCACCGGAGCUCCUAGCCGAGGCGCUGGCUACAGCUGGUGCUGCUACAGCAACCUGUGACCCGCUUCUUUCGUUGAAGCUUGCUGCCACCGAGGUACCGCCUCCUCCUGGCGUGCCGGUGUUGCUCUCCUCGUCUACGUCUGGGCUGAUUUUCGUGCUCGAGCUUCUUGUCGCCGGGGCUUCGACCACUGGUCGCGCUGCUGCGACGACAUGUUGGCUUUUACCGCUGUCCUGGACGCAGUUGUCGUCAAUGUCUUGGCUCGACCUUGUUGUCGCCGAGGUUGUUUUGAAUCCAGCUGUUGCGGCGUUGAACCCUGCUGCUGUUGCUACAUCGGCAACCUGAUGUUGGCCGCUGACCCUGUUGCUCCCUUCGUCGGGCCCAUGGCUGCUCCUCUUGCUGGACCGUGUUGCCGAAGAUUUGGCUUCUGCUGUUGUUGCUGCUGCGGCAAGCUGUUGGCGGACGCCGACGUUGUUGUCGAUGUCUUUUUGCCCGCUUCUCUUCCCUGACCUUGUUACCGAGUAGGCCUUGGCUUCGGGCAUAGCGGCCGGGUCCCCACCGUGGUUGCCACCGCCAACGUUACCACUGCUACCAUUGCCAUGGACUUCUUCUAUGCUCCUCUUGUUCGAGCUCGCCGCAAUGGGUGAUGCUGUUGCUGUUGGUGAUACCGCUGUUGGGUGUCGGUCGAGCACGGCGAGCCUUGGCGAUCGGCGAGGGGGGGAUUUUCGCUGUGGCUCCAUUGUUGCUACCGAUGCCGUGGGGAAACGCAAUAUCAGGGGGAACGCAAUAUCAGGGGGAACGCAAUAUCAGAGUCCGACACUGUGGGUGUGUAAUUAUCUCCCCCGCUCUCCUCUCCGUUGUCGGUUGGUUUGGUUAUCAAGUCGUGCGACGUGCUGACAUGCAACACGCACAUUGCUUGGACAGCUAGCUUCCAGGAGGAGAGCAAGGAAUUACAGGAUAGGAAGGAGGCAAGAGAAUUUCGAGCGACUACUGUUUUCUUGUCCCGCUGUGCCUGAGCUCGGUUCUUGUGACACGCGGCCGAACGGAGCCGGCGCAACAGCAGGGGAAGGAUGUUGGUCGCCAUAGCAAGGACGCUCGCCGCGGGGGUGGUCCUAGUCCUGGCGACAAGGGCGCGGGGCUUCGUCUCGCCAGCAGCAGUAACGACCAUGUCGGGAGCCCGUGCGGCACGUCCCUGCAGCAGUAGAUGGCCCUGCUCAAGGGCACACUCGUCGACGCAGCAGCAGCAGCAG
This is a messenger RNA of Ectocarpus sp. CCAP 1310/34, 1499 nucleotides long. NCBI's taxonomy places the organism in Eukaryota, Phaeophyceae, Ectocarpales, Ectocarpaceae. The record is from the annotation of a GenBank genome assembly.